Funneliformis mosseae is the source of this 465-nucleotide messenger RNA. NCBI's taxonomy places the organism in Eukaryota, Fungi, Glomeromycota, Glomeromycetes, Glomerales, Glomeraceae. The record is from the annotation of a GenBank genome assembly.
AUGUCUACUGUUGAAAUUAUCGGUACGCGUAAAACACUUUGGUGCAUUACUAGAAACAAUAAAUCUAUUUUCAAAGCUACCGCAGGAGUAGACAAUGAUAUUUACGAUCUUAAAGAAAUUAUUGCAGAAAAAAUUCCUAACGUAAAAGCUAUAAGUCUUGUGCUUUGGAGAACGAAUCUCGAAAAUAAUAGAAAUAUAUCUCUUGAUGAAAGUUUGGACGAUAGAAUAGAAAAUGAAGCAGAAAAGGUUGGAAAUGUUUUUACUGAUGACGCAGGAAGCAAUAUUCGAAUUAUAGUUGGAUUAUCAGUUAACACCGAUGAACAUCAAGGGCAACGGCCACUCUCACUAUCUGCUGAAUCAAGUCGUUACAAGAGGACAAAAAUGUUAGCGGAGGAUUGGGGAAAAGACACCAGAAAAAUUACAUUAUUUGCGAGAACCGCUAUUGAUUUAGACUUGAACAAGGAA